Messenger RNA from Mustela lutreola (European mink), 1960 nucleotides. It is a transcript of the gene ANKDD1B, whose product is annotated as ankyrin repeat and death domain containing 1B. NCBI's taxonomy places the organism in Eukaryota, Metazoa, Chordata, Mammalia, Carnivora, Mustelidae. Gene Ontology annotation, molecular function: protein binding. Gene Ontology annotation, biological process: signal transduction. The record is from RefSeq and is a predicted model, not a curated record. The transcript is spliced from 15 exons. Bases 104 to 1771 code for a protein of 555 amino acids.
UGCGCCGGGCGGGAGAACCCAGGGGAGCUGCCGAGACACCGCGGGGGGUAAAAGCAGCGGCCGGACGGUGCCUGCCGGCGCUCCGCGGGCGGCGACGGCUCACAUGGACCCCGGCCAGAGCAUCCUGGGUCACCGGGCGGCCGCCAGGGAGCUGCUGCAAGGGGCGGCCGCGGCCGUGAAGGGCCUCGGGGAAGAUCUGAGGGGUGCAGCGAGCCGGCCCUGGAUCCCGAAGCGGGAGGCGCCUCGAAAGGCUGCGGCGGCUGCGGGACACGAGAUCUUACUGCCAAACGAGAGAAACUUUCAGAAUGCUGCAAAAAGCAAUAAUUUGGAUCUUAUGGAGAAGCUGUUUGAAAAGAAGGUUAACAUUAAUGCUGUGAACAAUAUGAACCGCACAGCCCUGCAUUUUGCAGUGGGGGCAAAUCAUAUAUCUGCAGUGGAUUUCUUGCUCAAUCAUAAGGCAAGAGUGGAUAUUGCUGAUAAGCAUGGCUUGACAGUACUUCACCUUGCAGCCUGGUCUGGAAGUCUCGAGAUCAUGCUCGUGCUUAUUCGAGCUGGAGCAGACCAAAGGGCCAAGAAUGAGGAUGGAAUGAAUGCCCUCCACUUUGCAGCUCAGAGCAAUAAUGUACGCAUUGUGGAGUACCUCAUUCAAGAUCUGCACUUGAAGGACCUGGACCAGCCUGAUGAGAAAGGAAGAAAACCAUUUCUUUGGGCAGCUGAGAGGGGCCACACUGAAAUGAUAGAAAAACUUAUCUUCCUUAAUCUACAUACUUCAGAAAAGGACAAGGAGGGGAAUGCUGCCCUGCAUCUUGCAGCAAAGCAUGGUCACAGUCCUGUGGUCAGGGUGCUGCUAACCCAAUGGCAAGAAACAAAUGAGAUCAAUGAGAAUGGAGAAACACCAUUUUUCCUGGCUGUUAAAGGAGGUCAUGAAGAAUGCAGCAAAGUGCUUCUGGCAGCAGGAAGUGAUGUCAACAUUCCAAAUAAACACAACAUCACUGCUUUGGAGAUGGCAACCCAGAAUGGGCAUACAUCCCUUGUCAGGUGUCUUCUUGGGGAGAAUGUUGAUCUGCACCAGAACAUGGAACUGAAGGACUCCCCUCUUCAUUUAGCUGUUAUCAACAACCAUAUCUCAGUUGUGAACAGCUUAAUAAGGGCACAGCACGAUGUUGACACCUUAAAUCAGAGGCGGCAAACUCCCUUGCAUGUUGCUGCUGAUCUUGGCAAUGUGGAACUAGUGGAAACCUUGCUGAAGGCAAGAUGUGACCUGAAGAUUGUUGAUAAGCAAGGGAAGACUGCCCUGGCCGUGGCCUCCAGGAGCAACCACAGCCUUGUUGUGGACAUGAUCAUUAAAGCAGAGAGAUACUAUGCCUGGAAAGAGCAGCAUGGUGAGAACAUCAGGGACCCAUCAACCAGAUUUACUUUGACAUUCAAGCAAGAUCACAGUUUAGAGACCAGACAUAUUCGCAGUCUUCUCUGGAAACUGGCUUACCAGCAGCUUAAGGCCAACGAGUGGCAGAGGCUGGCCCGUUCCUGGAACUUUACAGAUGACCAGAUCAGAGCCAUUGAGGAGCAGUGGACAGGGAAGGGAAGUUUCCGUGAACACGGCCACAGGGCUCUGCUCAUCUGGCUGCAUGGGACCCUGAUGACACAGGCCACUCCAGUCAAACAUCUGUAUGAAGAGCUGAUACGCGCAGGCUUCCCAGAACUAGCUGAAAAGAUCCGUCGACAAAAAAACGAAACAGACUCAAGGUCCAAGAAAUGUGCAGUUUCAUAGAUGCCUAAAGGAAUUGUAUUUAAUUGAUUUUCCACUCAGCGUUUUCCUUUAAAUUCAGUCCUUUAAUGCCAUAAAAUUCUAGCAGUAGUAUUGAUUUUCAGCUAUGACGAUGGUGGUGACAGGAAGCUCUACCAGAUGAAAAAAUGGUAGUAGUACUUGCCAACUACAGAAAUGAAAGGUCAGAAUUUU